AUGGAUCCGUCACAAUUGGAACAAACUCUGCAGGAACUCGAAUCUGGCGACAGCGAUCAAGAACAAAACGAGAAUAACAGCGACUUUGACAUUGGUGCUAAUGACAACGAUAGCUCAUCUGAUCAUGAUAUGGACGAUGUGGACGACGUGGAUCGGUCCAGCACCGAGAACGGGCGCAAAAAUGCAGAAACACAGGAAGAAUCGGUUGAAACGAAACAAGACACAGAAGAUGCUUCGGAAGCCAAACAAUUCCGUGAUCAUUACAUGUCACAAAUGACCCAAGCAUUUGCGACCGAUUUGGAUCAACUUCGACAGGAACCUGAACUUAAUACCGUGCGGUUAAACAUGCUGAUCGAGUCCCUGGAAGCCGGCAUCGACAUUUUCUCGGAUUUGGAACGCAAGAUCAUUGUUGCUAACACCCAUACUAAGUAA
This is a messenger RNA of Radiomyces spectabilis, 432 nucleotides long. RefSeq lists its product as uncharacterized. Gene Ontology annotation, cellular component: preribosome, large subunit precursor. Gene Ontology annotation, biological process: ribosomal large subunit assembly. NCBI's taxonomy places the organism in Eukaryota, Fungi, Mucoromycota, Mucoromycetes, Mucorales, Radiomycetaceae. The record is from RefSeq and is a predicted model, not a curated record. The coding region runs from base 1 to 432 and encodes 143 amino acids. The transcript is spliced from 2 exons.